Messenger RNA from Moesziomyces aphidis, 1776 nucleotides. Lineage: Eukaryota; Fungi; Basidiomycota; Ustilaginomycetes; Ustilaginales; Ustilaginaceae. The record is from the annotation of a GenBank genome assembly.
AUGUCGUCGUUCAAGCGGCGAGUGAAUGCGACCUCGGGCUCGGCGCCACUGCCUCUUCCGGCCGGCGUCAAGCCGUCCUCCUUCUCGUCGCCCGUGCCGCUCGUUUCGACAGGCGUGCCCGCGCUCGACGACCUCCUUUCCGGCGGCGGACUGUCCUCAGGCGCGGACCUCCUGCUACUUCCCGCUUCCGGCACUGCGGCUCACUCUGCCGCUCACACUGGUGCAUCCACCUCUACGCCCUCCGCGACUGCCGAGACCGACCAUGCAGCUCGCGCGCUCGCCGAGCCGUACCUCGACCUCCUCCUCGGCUACUCGGUCGCACAGGGCAUCGCGUCCUCCCACGCCAACAUCAUCAUCGGCGAGGACGUUGCCGGCUUCACUUCCGGUCUCAUGGCUCGCGCAGGCGAUCUCGACGACCAGUUCCUCGCCCAGCUGGGACCAGCCACCGCACCGGCCGCAGACGCAGAAGCGCCCUCGGAUAGCCUCGACACCGUUGUCGACGAAGACGACGCACAGACUCCGUCGAGCAAAACGCCCGCAGAGGGGGAUGUGACAUCGCAGCGCGAGAGAGAGAUGAAGAUCGCUUGGCGGUACCACAGCAUGAAGCAGUUCAACACCACGGUCAAUGAGCCGAGUACCAGUGCGGCGGGAGCUGGGGCCGAGGCGCAGCCGUUCUGCCAGACGUUUGACCUUAGCAAGCGCAUCGACCCACGCCUCGUACAGCACGCCGCUGCACAGGGAAGGCUCGAGGUCGUCGAUGUGGCGGAUCAGCUCGCGGGGGAGAGCUCGUACGAAGUCGCGCUGCAGCGCAUCGCCGCUGUCGCGGAUCGGUGUCGAAAGCAGCAGCUGGCUGCACCCACUUCGGCGCCUCCGGUUCUGCGCAUUGCAGUGCGCUCGCUCGGGUCGCCUAGCUGGACAACCGCACGUGGGCAAACGGCGCACACCGAGACCGUACGCUUCCUGCACCGCUUGCGCCACCUCCUGCGCUCGCUUGCACUCACUGACACCACGCCAUCCUCGCGCACCGUCGCGAUCCCCGCCAUCGCCGUCAUUUCCAUCUCGUCGUUUCUUCUUUCCGGCACGUCUUGGGGUGCACCUGUGAACCUGGCGCACCGUCUCGUGCACAGCGUCGAUGCGGCGGUCUCUCUGAGUGCGUUCGCAAGCUCGGCGGCGCUGCGUCGCGCGUUCUCGGCGUACACGGGGGCGUUCAAGGUGCUCAAGACGCCCGCGAUCGGCACACUCACCAACCCAAGCAUCCGAUCCUCGGUGCUGCGCGGUAUGGGCUCUGGCGCCGCCAGCACGGGCGGUCUGGCGGGUGCAGGUGAGGGUGGUGCUGGUGGCGGCGAGAACAACCUCGCCUUCAAGGUGAGACGCAAGAGGCUCGUGAUCGAGACGCUGCACCUCGAUGUGGAAGGCGGCGUGAGCGAGCGCCGGACCAAACCGCCCAAGUCGGAAGCCGAACCGAAGCGCGCAACGCCAGUUCCACAGUCACGCACAGAGGACAGGACAGUUGCGGCCAAGGCCGAAGCGCAGGGUGCCAAGGGGGCGCAGGGGGCGCAGCCAACAGGGAACGCUCCGAAGCUAAAAGGACUCGCCGCGUUGCGGCAGCGUGGAAUGGCUGCGGCUGCAUCUGCACCUCCGACGGGCGAGUAUGCCGUGCAAGUCGAUACGGCACCGCGCUCGGCGCACUCUCAUGGGCGGCCCGGUGCGACACAGCGCGCACCACCACCACUGAGCAAGGCAAGUCAAGCUCGUCCGCAAGAUCUGGAAUUCUAA